Achroia grisella is the source of this 1258-nucleotide messenger RNA. RefSeq names its product small ribosomal subunit protein mS31 (gene mRpS31). The transcript is spliced from 6 exons. Gene Ontology annotation, cellular component: mitochondrial small ribosomal subunit. Bases 141 to 1217 code for a protein of 358 amino acids. Gene Ontology annotation, molecular function: structural constituent of ribosome. Lineage: Eukaryota; Metazoa; Arthropoda; Insecta; Lepidoptera; Pyralidae. The record is from RefSeq and is a predicted model, not a curated record.
AUAACCUAAAAAAAUAUUUAUUAAAAUUUUUGCAUUAUACAUGCAGGAAUAAUAUAUAAACAAAAACAAAUAAUUUAGUGUUUAGAUAAUAAAUAGAUAUUUUAUUGAUAAAUAAGAACGUUAACUUUAUUUCUAUUACAAUGAUAACCAGGUUUCGUUUCAAGCGUGAUUUUAAAUUUAUAACUAGAUGUUUAUCCGACAAACCUAUUGAUGGCGAGGAUAAGACGCCGGAAAUAAAAGCAAACCCGGAGAAAAAAACAGAUUCCAAUACUGAAAAAAUUCAGGAACUGUUAAAGUUGAUGAUGGCUGAGCCUAAGAUAUCUGAAAGUGAAUACAGAGAAAAGUUUGCUACCGCACCUGAUGUAUUGAAGAAUCGUAAACAGAAAACAGAUGUAAUAGAAGCAAAAACAGAAAAAAUAGAGGAAAGCAUUACAAAGGCGGCAUCAGAGGUAGCUGAAGCAAUUGGUGGUGAUGUGAAGCAGACUGAAGCAGAAUUACUAUCCAAAGUUCUUGGCAAAAUUAACCAAUCGUCAACUACACUAAGUGACUUAUUAAUUGGUAUGAAAGUGGACCGCUCGAAAGAUGGUGAUGACAUCCAGAGAUCAGAAACAAGAGGACAACAAGUUAAACGGCUGAUUGAUAAAAAAAAGAGUGCCAUGCAACCUAAUACUAGGUUUGCACAGCGUAAAGACAAGCCACUAUCCACACAAUUUACUAAAAAGAGUUUACCACAAGUAAAUAAGAUAGAUAUAUUUAGUGCCGAACCACUUGGUAUUUUCAAAGCAAAAGAUACUAAUUUUGGCACUAAGCUGGAUGUGUGGGAUAGUCUCAAACAACGUGAACUCACAUUGGCGACGACACAACCACCCGCCAACUAUUUUCAAAAGAUGGCACUAUGGACAGAACAAGGAAAAGUCUGGAAGUUCCCCAUAAACAAUGAACAAGGACUGGAAGAAGAACAAAAUGUCCACUUCUCUGAACACGUCUUCCUCGACGUCCAUCUCGAAGGUUGGUGUCCAAAGAAGGGUCCCAUCAGACAUUUCAUGGAACUGGUAUGCGUGGGUCUCUCGAAAAAUGCAUUCUACACGGUAAAAGAAAAAAAAGAUCACAUAAUGUGGUACAAAGAAUACUUCGAAUCUAAAAAGGACAUUUUAACAGAAGUUGGAGUGUGGGAGUUACAAUCAAAGAAUACCAAAAAUGAAACAAAAUCAGUUUAGUAGUUAUUUGUAAAGUUUAAAUAAAUAUAUCAAUAUACAAA